GUAAACACGAUGUGUGACACAUUUCUGAAGACAUGUUCUACCCGGUAAUCCCCUCAAUAGUUACCACAUUUAUAUUAAAUGGAUUUUAAAAUGUGUUUUGGACUAAAAAUUGGAUGUUUCUGUUAUAUCUUAUUAUUUUCUCAUAGUGUUGCCAUUUCCUUCGCACAACAUUGGACAGCAUCAACCUUCGAUCUACCUGUUUAUGGAAUUUAUAACAGAAAUGUACCGAGCGGAGCCACCACACACAGCAAGAGUAACGAUGUGUAUUGGAAUGGAUUAGCAAAAGCCUUUGAGCAGAAUCCGGAGGCAAUCAUUCAGGGUAUAGAGGAUAGUAGAGAACAAAUACUAAACAAGAAACGCCUAUUUAGAGACCAGUAUGGGCGCCAAUUUUUAUGGGAUCCUAGAUCUGGAGCCAUUCCAGUUCUUCAGCACAAUCAUGUUAAGCAUGACGUACAAGCUAUUCCUAUUAUGUAUUACGACAGAGUUACUGGGUAUCUAACAAGCCAUCCGUCUCGCCCAAGACUACAAUUUCUGGUCCCCAAAGAAGGGUAUCUUUUACGGCGAAAUCGUCACCCGAAUGUGGAAUGUGACCCUACUGUAAACCCUAUGUUGUCCUUUGAUGACGGAGGAGAAACAAGAGACCCAUGUACGGGCAAGGUAAAGGGCAAACAACAAGCCGAGUUUGGACUAACAGCAACUUCCGGUAUGGCAGAUGUAUUGUGCGCGUUUUGUCAACAUAUCAAAAACUUGCGAUGUAUUUGGCAGUUUUGUUCACAUCCUGAUGGGGUUUACAAGAUAAAAGUUAGUGAGAACAAAGGAUAAAUACGAUAAAAUAUGUUUUACAUAUAGUGAAAGGUACAAGCAUUUGAAAUAUGGAGUAUCGAUAUAUCGGCUGGAUCUUUGCGAUUCAAAUGGAAGUACCACUUCUCUUUUACAUGUGAAUAUUCACUCAAGCUAUUCAAAUAAUGUUCAUAGACAAGCAUCAAAUAUUAUUAUAUGUAAGACUACUUCAUCCGUAUCUUGUGUAAACUAUAAUUAUUACAAUCUGCUUAAGUUCGUUUUGGCAUUUUGUAUAAAUCAUUAUUAGUUGAGUUUACAAUAUUUUUAUAUAGCAGGUGUCGGCAUAUAUUUAUGUUAAAAUUGGUGAUCAGUACAACCUUUAUUUUGUUGUGAGGUGCAAGUAGCAAAAAUUUAUGAUGAAGACAUUCAAUUGAUUUCAAAUAAGAAGCGAGCAAAUUGUUUCAUUUUUCUAGCAUAAAAACUGUUAGUAUUGCAUUCCUCUACAUAACCCAUUGUUUGGACUUACAUGUAAAUCAUUUUCAUCUUCCGGAACAGGCAUGUAAUAUUUGCCACUAGACGUUAAACAAUCAACAAUCAAUCAAUAUAUCAUUUUCUAGUA
Molecule: messenger RNA, 1399 nt
Organism: Mytilus trossulus (common blue mussel)
Lineage: Eukaryota; Metazoa; Mollusca; Bivalvia; Mytilida; Mytilidae
Exons: 3
Coding region: 79-822 (247 amino acids)
Source: RefSeq, a predicted model, not a curated record